AUGUCAGAAACGGAACCAGCAGAAACAUACCUGAAGAACGAACACCUCCAAGAACUACCGUCCAAAACAGCAUAUAAUGCAUUCGAAAAUGGCGAUAAUGAAUGUACCACUUAUGGUAUUACUGUGGAUGGUGAAGCGGCACAAUUGAAGGGGGUACUAAAAACCCACCAAAAAAUUAAAGAAGAAGCAGAAAAAAUUGUAAAAGCAUGGUGCAGUGCAUCCUCACAGGGAAGGAUAGGAACGACGAGCAUCCCCUAUAGUCGGCUCUGCCAUGCUCUUUAUUAUUGGUUAGGUGACAAAGUAUGGAAUAAGGGCAAUAAUGUUUGGAGUGUUACUAGAUUUUUAAGUGUUAUGGGUGACAUUUACACUGCAUUGGAACAAUUUGGUGUUGAGAACAAUUGUACACUUUUUUACAAAGACAACAGUAACAUUGAUCAGACAAUUUUUGGUCACAGAAGAACCGUAUUCGACUUCACUUUUGACUAUAAAAAUAUAAAGGACCUUCUAAAAUCUCAUAACAACUACUGCGACAAUGCUUAUUACCAACACCUAAACCAAGCUAAAACAGCAUUUGAAAAGGUUCUUAAUGAUUGUAAAAGUAAGUGGGACGAUGACCUAUAUUGUACCGAAUUCAGGGACACAUAUGAAACGAACAAAAAUAGUCAAAACCCGCUCAGCUUGACAUAUGUGUCAAAGGGACCUUUAAAUAGUGAUACAGUUUAUAAAGACGUCCAAUUAGAAUUAAAGUAUGCCUCACCUAAAAGUAACACAGCAAUGACUGCCACCAUUUCGUCUAUAUUUUCUAUAGGUGCACUUGGAUUUGCUACAUCCCUUUUAUAUAAGUAUAAUCUUUUACCCUCCUGGUUUCGUAACCAUUCUGGUGGAGGAGGAAGCAACAGUAGUAGAACCAACAGGAAAAAAAGAACAAAUGGACACGACUUUGACACGUUAACUUCAAUGGACACUUCCACAACAUCAUAUUCUACAGAGAAUUCUUCAACUAAAAUAGGAAUAAGUAAUACAUAUAUUAAAAUUCUUAUCAAGAAUGGGGAAAAUCGCAUUAAUAUUAUAUAUCUAUGUAAAGAACCAAUUGAAUAUCAUAUAAAUAAUAAUAAUAAUCCAUGUUUAACACAAUUGCCCUCAGAGAAGGAAUAUAAAAAAUUUGAAGAGGGACAGACUUGCCCCGCAGAAGCACAUGGACAAUGUUCCAAUGAGCAAAUCAUAGAACAGGUGAAGGGGACAGUGGCAAUAUACACGAGCGUUGGAAGUGAUACCGAAAAAAUUGUAAAAAACUACUAUUACGCAUGUACAAAGGAAACGAAUCCCACGAAUUAUUAUAGUCCCUGUUAUUUCUUUUAUUAUUGGUUAGGUGAAAAAAUAAAAGAUAAAAUAUAUGGCAGAAGCCCACUGGGGCAAGUUAUAGGUGCAAUUUACAAGAAAUUGCAUCAGUUCGGGUUACCAUACAAUAAUAAGAAGUGUAAGGAUUUAUACCCUGGUAUUGACGUAAGUAUUUUUACUCCAAGGAAAAAAAUAUUUGAUUAUUCUUACAACUAUAAAACCUUACUGGGAAAACCGCAAAGUAAUGAAUUUUUAUGUACUGAAAUAUGUGACCAAUAUCUGAGCGAUGUUCAAUCAGUAUAUUCAACUGAAAGUAACAGUUGUGGAGAGACUACUAGUGAUCUCUUUUGUAACGAACUUAAAAAUGAAUAUAAAAAAUAUUUUGAUAAAAAUAAGAAACCAACAUUGCCAUGUGCAACGAAACCCGAAGAUGAGGAAGAUGAUGAUAAUGACUCAUGCCCCACAGAAGUGAUGGGCUCCCCCGACGCUAUUCCAGCAAAAGGGACGGAAUUAACGAGAGAACAUUUGAAUAAAUUACCUUCCAAAAUGUUAUAUCAGAAAUUUGAUAAUGGAGAUGGUAAAGAGGGUUGUGAUGUCGGUGAAAGGGAGGUGAACGACGUGAAGACUAAGUUGACAAAGGCACUAAGUGGGAAGGUAUUUGAGGACAGUGAAGUGAAUAAAAUUUUCCAUGCUUGGUGUUAUGUAACUCGGACCAUUAAGAAAAAGUGUGGUUCGUUGUACAAGGAUCCUUUUAAAUUUCUUUACCUAUGGUUAGGACUUAAACUGUUUGAAGAGAAGGACCAAAUUGAUUCAUUUGAUGACCUUAUGGAUGAUAUUCAGGAGGGACUGACUAAAAUGGAGGGGGGAAGUGGUAAUAAGUGUGGACCGCUAUGCAAAGGUAACAUUGAUAAAACCAUUUUCAAUAAAAGAAAACUAGCAUAUGAGUAUUAUAUGGACCAUGAUGGUAUAAAGGGACAAUUACAGAAUCCUAAUCCUGAAAAGACUCCCUGUGAUCAAAAGUAUUAUGACCACUUAAAGGAGGGUUAUACAGCUUAUAAUGAAAUAUGUGGGAAAUGUACACGGGGAACUCCUACUAAUCCAUGUUGUACCGAAUUCCAGGACAUGUGUAAGGAUUACAGGAGCAAGAAGCUGGAGGAAUUAAAAUGUAAUCCAAUAAGUACACCAGGGGCAAGGGAAGAACAACACGAUGCAACCUCCCCUGGUGGAAGUAUAGUCCCUGCUACAGCGAUUUCCUCUGUCACUGCAUUAAUAGGACUUCCUACAACCGCUUUCUUCCUAUAUAAGUACACUUCCUUACCUUCUUUGAUAAGUAACACCCUUUCCUCUGGUGGGAGAAGCAACAACAGCAACCGAAAAAGAAGAACAACAGAACGACCAUUCAACAGGUUUUUAGACGACUCUACAACAGAAUAUACAGCCACGGAUGAGUCCACCAUAGGUUCUAUAGCAGAAUCAACAACAACGAAUGGUUCUACUUUAUAUAAUGAUGGACAGCGAAGGAGAGGCGGAAGGAAUAGAAGUAAUACAAGGCCGAGGAAUAUAACUUAUCAUCCUACGUAA
Plasmodium coatneyi is the source of this 2919-nucleotide messenger RNA. RefSeq names its product Kir protein. NCBI's taxonomy places the organism in Eukaryota, Apicomplexa, Aconoidasida, Haemosporida, Plasmodiidae. The transcript is spliced from 7 exons. Bases 1 to 2919 code for a protein of 972 amino acids. The record is from RefSeq and is a predicted model, not a curated record.